Molecule: messenger RNA, 984 nt
Organism: Naumovozyma castellii
Lineage: Eukaryota; Fungi; Ascomycota; Saccharomycetes; Saccharomycetales; Saccharomycetaceae
Exons: 1
Coding region: 1-984 (327 amino acids)
Source: RefSeq, a predicted model, not a curated record
AUGUACGACCCCAUCUUCCCGCAAUUGAACCCGAAAGUGAGAUACAAGACCGUCUUGGAGAGGGCCGGCUUCGAGGUGAACUACGCCAUGACGAGGAAACACAAGACGAAGAAGAAGAAGCAUGUAUCCAUUCAGGUGGUGCCCAUCGCUGACACGGUCCAGGAGUCCAAACAGGCAGAGUUGCAGAGCGACGAUACGAGGGUCAAUUCCUCUAUAGAUGAAAGGGAGGAGGACCACACCAGAGAAGAAAGAGUGAUGUCGUUCUUCAAUUUUGAAGACACCACCUGCAUUGAUAUACACGAGGAUGAAUCCAACCCGAAGGGGCAGAAGGAGUUUACCAUGCUGACAAGUAAUAAUAGUAUACUUAAGAUUGUGGAGCAUGCUGCGGAAGACCAGGAACCAGCCAAUGAUCAACCGAAACUUGCCAAUGAUAAGAGUGCAACAAUAACGCAAGAGGAACAAACUCAUGUGCCUGUCAUUUUGAAUAAAACAGACCAAGUAACCGAGUUGUUAGCUCAAUUGGAUACUGCCAUGUCACAAAACAAUGAAGAACUACAGGACUCUUUGGAAAAUACUGGUAAGAUCGAACAACCCAAACCCCGAAUGAAUGAAUAUAAAAGGUCAAGUGCUUAUCUGUCAGGUAGUGUACACGUGAUACCAAGAUCAAAGAUAUAUCCGCCCGGUGAGGGACCUUGCAGGAAGUGUCAUGGAGAAAUACGGGGCAAGAAAGUAUUUUCCAGGGAUUUCACAGAAGAACUAUCAGGACAAUGGCAUCGUGACUGUUUCCGUUGUAUCAAAUGCGAUCUAAAAUUCAGUAAAUCGGUCCCCUGUUAUAUUUUGAAUGAUAACCCAUAUUGUCAAAUUCAUUACCAUGAGGAAAAUAAAAGUAUUUGUCAAAUUUGUAAAGAAUUUAUUGAGGGAGAGUGUUUGCAAAAUGGGAAACUGGAGAAAUUUCAUGUCGGUUGUCUCAAGUUUAAUGCGUGA